Drosophila hydei is the source of this 969-nucleotide messenger RNA. RefSeq names its product UDP-glucuronosyltransferase 2B13-like. The transcript is spliced from 4 exons. NCBI's taxonomy places the organism in Eukaryota, Metazoa, Arthropoda, Insecta, Diptera, Drosophilidae. The record is from RefSeq and is a predicted model, not a curated record. Gene Ontology annotation, molecular function: UDP-glycosyltransferase activity.
AUGGCGCUUACCGGGCAGAAUGGCUAUGGCAGGAAUGUGAACUAUGAGGAGUUGAUUGCUGAGCGACUCUUAACAGUCAUUCAACAGCUUUUGCAAUAUCCGCAAUCCAAGAAUCUGGUCAAUGACAUGUCAGCACCCUACAAAUAUAAGCCGCAAAAUGUGUUCAUGCUGAUCUUGACACCGAUGAGUUUUAUGGCUUCGCGGCACACUAAUGCGCCGAUCAUGGGUAUCUCCACAUUCGUCACAGACUGGAAUAUCGAUGAGCUGGUGGGCAACACUGCCCGUGAUGGCAAGACUGACCGAUCGCAUAACUUUGUCGAGAAUGCCACUGCCUGGCUUAACAGAAAGCUGGUCUAUAUGCCAUUGCAGAAACCCUCUGGAGUUAAGCAAGAACUUCUCGUGGUGCUGGUCAAUCAACACUUCUCUCUGACCUUUCGCCGUCCCUACUCACCCAACAUGAUCGAAGUUGGGGGUAUGCACAUCAAUCGGAAGCGCCAGCCACUGGCACAAGACAUUGAUGAUUUAAUCAGGAGCGCUAAACAUGGUGUCAUCUACUUCUCAAUGGGAUCAAACUUGAAGAGCAAAGAUUUGCCGCUCAAGAUACGUCAGGCUCUAGUCGAAACCUUUAGUACGCUCAAGUAACGGGUGCUAUGGAAAUUCGAGGAUCGACGAUAUAUUGGUCUGCUGAAAACCACUGAAUCCAUUUAGCACGGCAAAGUUUUUGUUGGCCUUCCGAUCUUCGGCGAUCAGUUCCUAAAUAUGGCGCUUACCGGGCAGAAUGGCUAUGGCAGGAAUGUGAACUAUGAGGAGUUGAUUGCUGAGCGACUCUUAACAGUCAUUCAACAGCAUUUGCAAUAUCCGCAAUCCAAGAAUCUGGUCAAUGACAUGUCAGCACCCUACAAAUAUAAGCCGCAAGUGCCACAGGAGGGUGCCGCCCAUUGGAUUGAGCAAUUUGAGGCUACAAACUGA